Messenger RNA from Sclerotinia sclerotiorum 1980 UF-70, 1035 nucleotides. RefSeq lists its product with no specific name. Gene Ontology annotation, cellular component: endoplasmic reticulum membrane. The record is from RefSeq and is a predicted model, not a curated record. NCBI's taxonomy places the organism in Eukaryota, Fungi, Ascomycota, Leotiomycetes, Helotiales, Sclerotiniaceae. Gene Ontology annotation, molecular function: Hsp70 protein binding. Bases 1 to 1035 code for a protein of 344 amino acids. Gene Ontology annotation, biological process: cellular response to misfolded protein. The transcript is spliced from 2 exons.
AUGUCGCUUGUAUCAGUUACCGAUGAUUAUUAUAUGAUUCUUGAAGUGGUGCAAACAGCUACACUCGAUCAGAUCACGAAGUCUUACAAACAGCAAGCGCUAAAGCUUCAUCCAGAUAAGAAUCCUAGGCACGAUGCUACUGAAGCUUUUCAAUUGCUCGGGAAAGCAUACGAGACGCUGAGGGACGGAGACAAGCGCCAAGCCUAUGACCUUAUUUACCCUUCUGUGCCAAAGGUUCGCGCUCCUCCUGAGGUCAAACAGAAUCCUCUAGCAAAACAGAACCAUCAAGCCAAACAGAACCCUCAAGCCAAACAGAACACUCCAGCCAAACAGACAUCUCAAACCCAAUAUUCAGAGGCCUCCUCUCCUCAAGCCGAACAAAGACCUCACACUCGAAAAUCGGAGGCACUCAGUGAGACGGCACAAAUCGCUAUACUUCAAAAGUCUAAACAAGAACGUGAGGUGGAAUGGCAGGCUUUAAAAAAUUCCUAUGACUCAUCAAUAUUGGAGCUGCACAAGGAAAUUCAAUGGCUGCAGCAGGAAAUCAAGACUCUAGAUAACAUUGAAGCAUUUGAGACGAGGAAAAAGGCACGAGAGAGCAACUGGGGAACAUGGAUCGUGUCAUCCAAAGGCAAAAAGGUAGAGGACGUCGACAAUGAGGAUGAGAAAGAACACAAAGAAAAUGAGAGGCAGAAGAGAGGAAUUGAGAGAGAUUGGAAGAAGAUGCGAUUGGAAUUGGCAAGGACACUUUUGAAGGAAUUGGAACGUCUAAUCAAAGACGCGGAGAAGAAACAUGAUGCUGAGGAUCUCGAAGAUGAUCUAAAAAUGGGGGUUCUAUAUAAGAUUUGGUCUAGAGAAGCUGAGGAGAGACAGGAGAGAGAGAAAAUGGAACGGGGAAGGAAAGGUGGUAAAAUGCAAGAGAAGGAGAGAGUAGAGUUAGAGGGUACAUCGAAAAUCUGGAAACAAGAGCAGGAGAAGCAAAAGAAGGAAGUGGGAGAGCCGUUGGGAAAAGAAGAGAAGGAGAAUAAAAAGUAG